ACACAUUGUGAUGUUCAGGUCAUGAUGAACAUCUGAUCGUCUUCAGCAAAACAGAUCCCAGUGUUGACCAGUUUAUCUGCAGUAUGUCAGAGGAGCAAGGAAAGGGCUCUCUGUCUGAGAUGAGUCUCUCACAGAAACAGAGUGUAAGAUCAGGCUCACAUGUGUCCAGCUCUGUGUCUGUGAAGAGUGACCGGUCAAAAGGUGAUCCACCAAACUUUAGUGAGAAAAAAGCAUCAUCUACCAAAAGUGUAAGAUCAGACUCACAUGUGUCCAGCUCUGUGUCUGUGAAGAGUGACCGGUCAAAAGGUGAUCCACCGAACUUCAGUGAGAAAAAAAGAUCAUCUACCAAAAGCUUUCAGUAUGAGACAUUAGAUUCAGACAUCCAGACUCACAGGAACUACAAGAAUUUCAAAGACAAUCUCCUGUGGAUCUUCCAGGAUCUUGAAAGCAAAAUAAUCACAUUUCUGAAGAGUGAGCUGGAAAAGUUUAAGAAAAUAUUACAAAAAGAAGACGUGAAAUACUUUGUGAAGGAUUUUAAUGAGAAUAGAUGCAGUAUCAAAGAAGCAGCUCUUGAUCUCACACUCUGCUUCCUGAGAGAGAUGAAGCAAGAUGAAGCUGCUGAUACUUUAGUAGAUGAGCUGUUCUUCAUUCAUCAGCUAAAAUGUAGCUUAAAGAAGAAGUAUCAAUGUGUUUUUGAAGGAAUUGCAAAGCAAGGUGACUCUACACUUCUGAAUAACAUCUACACAGAUCUCUAUAUCACUCAGGGUUUUAGUGAACAGGUCAAUACUGAACAUGAGGUAAGACAGAUUGAAGUUGCUUCCAGGCAUCAUGAAUCACAAGAAAUACAGGUUGAAUGCAAAAAUUUGUUUGAAGCACCUGAACAAGACAAGCACAUCAGAACUGUACUAACAAAAGGAGUUGCUGGCAUAGGAAAAUCAGUCUCUGUACAGAAGUUUGUUCUGGAUUGGGCCGAAGGAAAAGAAAAUCAAGAUAUCAGCUUCAUAUUUCCUCUUCCAUUCAGAGAGAUGAACCUAAAAGAGAAAGAAAAACUAAGUUUAAUGGACCUUAUAACUCAAUUGUUCCCAGAGACAAAAGGACUGAACCUUACAAGAAGGAACCAAAAAGUUCUGUUCAUUCUUGAUGGACUGGAUGAAUUUCGUCUUCCUUUAAACUUUAAGGAAAAUGAGACGUUGCAUGAUGUGUCUUCACCAUCAUCUCUGGAUGUUCUCCUGACGAACCUCAUUAAGGGAAAUCUGCUUCCUUCUGCUCUCAUCUGGAUCACCACCAGACCAGCAGCUGCCAGUAAGAUUCCUCCUGACUGUAUCGACCGGCUGACAGAGAUACAAGGAUUCAAUGAUGCACAAAAGGUGGAGUACUUCAGAAAAAGAUUCAUGGAUGAGAAUCUGGCCAAAGAAAUCCUUGCUCAUGUUAAAAAAUCAAGGAGUCUCUUUAUCAUGUGCCACAUCCCAGUCUUCUGCUGGAUUUCAGCCACUGUUCUCCAGAACAUUUUAGAGGCGAAAAGAAAUAACGUUGUGGGAAAUAAUCAGGCUGAUGACGCCUCCAAAACACUGCAAGAAUCAAAUACUGAAGACACUCCUAAGACUCUGACACAAAUGUACACACACUUUCUCAGAUUUCAGAUCCUGCAGAGCAGACGAAAGUAUGAUGGAGAAUAUACACCAGAUGUUUCCUGGGAUAAAGAUGCCAUAUUUUCACUUGGGAAACUGGCAUUUCAUCAGCUGGAAAGAAACAAUGUAAUCUUCUAUGGCACAGACCUGGAAGCCUGUGGUAUUGACGUCUAUAAGGCAUCAGUGUAUUCAGGCAUGUGUACCCAGAUCUUUAAGGAGGAAACGGGGAUCGUUCUUGGUACCAUGUACUGCUUCGUUCACUUGAGCAUUCAAGAGUUUAUUGCAGCCCUUUAUGCACAUCUGUUUCUAGACAUAAAGAAGAGAAGUAUAUUUGUUCACGAGUCUACAGAACAGAAAAACAAAAGUGACACCAUGAUUGAUUUGCUCAAGACUGCAGUGGACAAGGCACUAGAGAGUAAUAAUGGACAUCUGGAUCUUUUCCUUCGAUUCCUCCUUGGUUUGUCACUCCAGUCCAAUCAGCGACUAUUACAGGGUCUGUUGACACAGCAAAAUGAAAAUGACCAGAGCAAGAAGGAAAUAGUUCAGUACAUCAAGCAGAAAUUUGAAGCUAAUCUGUCUCCAGAGAGAUCCAUUAAUCUGUUCUACUGUCUGAAUGAACUGAAUGACCAAACUCUGGUGAAAGACAUUCAGACCCACCUUAGCAAAGGAAGUCUGUCAUCUGCUGAUCUUUCUCCUGCCCAGUGGUCUGCUUUGGCCUUUGUGUUGUUGACAUCAGAGGAGCUGGAGGAGUUUGAGCUUCAGAAAUUCAAGAAAUCAGACGAGUGUCUCAUUAGAUUAUUGGCAGUCAUCAAAACCUCCAAAAGAGCUCUAUGAGAAUGAAGUGUUUUGUUCUUCUUGA
Messenger RNA from Labeo rohita (rohu), 2487 nucleotides. Its product is annotated as protein NLRC3. Bases 84 to 2462 code for a protein of 792 amino acids. The transcript has 7 exons. Lineage: Eukaryota; Metazoa; Chordata; Actinopteri; Cypriniformes; Cyprinidae. The record is from RefSeq and is a predicted model, not a curated record.